Molecule: messenger RNA, 2095 nt
Organism: Rhizopus microsporus ATCC 52813
Lineage: Eukaryota; Fungi; Mucoromycota; Mucoromycetes; Mucorales; Rhizopodaceae
Product: ARM repeat-containing protein
Exons: 5
Coding region: 6-1967 (653 amino acids)
Biological process (GO): endonucleolytic cleavage in ITS1 to separate SSU-rRNA from 5.8S rRNA and LSU-rRNA from tricistronic rRNA transcript (SSU-rRNA, 5.8S rRNA, LSU-rRNA); endonucleolytic cleavage in 5'-ETS of tricistronic rRNA transcript (SSU-rRNA, 5.8S rRNA, LSU-rRNA); ribosomal small subunit export from nucleus
Cellular component (GO): preribosome, small subunit precursor; nucleolus; 90S preribosome
Molecular function (GO): RNA binding
Source: RefSeq, a predicted model, not a curated record
AAACCAUGCCUCGUACUGAAAGACAAGGAAGACACAAUAAGAAGAGAGGAAAGAAAGGAAGCAAGAAGAAUGACCAAAUAGAGGCUAUGGAAGACGUUCAACAGUUGAAUCAACAACAAGAGGAAUCUCACCAAGUUGAACAACACUUCCAAGCCGCUCAUUUUGGUGAACUCGAUGAAGAAAUGCUUGGCUACUUUAAGAAUGUUGAAGAAACAUUGGAUGAUCCUCAGUUCGAGACGGGUGAAGAUCUCAGACUAUUUGUUGAGAAUGUAUAUAAUGAAGUUGACGGCAACGAGUUCCGUCUUGCUACCAAUUACUCUUGCUCGCUUAUUUUAGAAAAACUACUUAAAGUGUCUGAUGCUAAACAACUUCGAGUGUUUAUGAGCAAGAUUCGAGGCAACACGGUUGAAUUAUUUGCACAUCGAUUUGCUUCCCAUGUCUGUCAGACAUUGCUGACACUGGCAGCUGACGUUGUAGAACAGGAAAUGGAACAAGGAGGAGUAGCAGAAAAGGAUCAGCCAUCGAUGGAAGAGUUAGUGCUUAGCAUUUGUGAGGAUAUUAAACCCCAUGUUGGAGGAUUAAUAUCUCAGCAGUUUGCUUCACAUGAUAUCCGUAUUUUGCUGUUUGUAUUGGCUGGUAGAAGAAUUGACGAGACAUCAGAUACCAAAGGGCAACUGAGAAGCAAAAAGUCAUUACAGUACAAGAAGGAGAAUAAUGAUACAUUGACCAAGGCAUCAUCACAUGCAUCAAGCAAAAGAAAAGUGCCUGAAUCAUUUAAGGAUAUGUUCAGAGCUCUGACGACAGCAUUAGCUAUUAAUAUGUCAGAAACUGAAGUUCGUUCCUUGUCGGUCCAUAAAGUGGCUAACCCUGUUCUCCAGUUACUAUUGGAAAUGCAAGAAGAUGAUAAAGAAGGACAGAAGGCUAGAAAUAUAUUGAUCGAUCGUGUUCUGUGGGGAAUAGUUACUGAUAUUGAUUCUAAAGAGGAAAACAAAGACAGAGACGCAUGGUUUGAAACACUUAUUCGUGAUCCUGUUGGGUCACAUUUGUUGGAAGUCAUCUUAAAGUGCGCGCCAGACGCUAUCUAUAGAAAGGUCUACAAGACUUACAUCAAGACAAAGCUUGAAAAAUUCAGUCUUCAUCCUAUUGCUAAUUUUGUCGUUCAACAUUUGAUAAGUCAUGUUAGAAAAUCAAAGCAGUUGGAUGAAAUGGUAAAGGAGCUGAGUGGAUCCUUUGAAAAGCUUAUAAAUAAAGGAAAGUACGGUGUGAUCCGAAGUUUAGUCGAAUCAUCAGUUAAAUACGAAACAUCACAACAAGAAAUAGUUGAACAAUUAGCCACUGCAUUACAUAUGCCAAAGGAUAGCGAUAGAAAAGAAUUUGCAAACUGCUGCAUGCGUAUGUGGACAAUCAAACAAUGGAACGAAAGCUCAGAAGAGGAUAGACGUAACCUUUAUAGGUUCCAUUUACAGGGUUCACUGAUUGUUCAAGGCAUUGCCAAAAUGGAAUCCCCUGCAAACUCUAUUUUGGUAAACAGCUUUUUAUCACAACGACCUGAUGUUGUCUAUCAAUGGUGCUUUUCUCCUUCUGGAUCAAGAGCAGUUGAAGCCAUCUUGUCAUCAAGUCAUGUUGAAGCCAAGAUGAAAAAGAAGAUCAUUCGUGAUUUAUUAGGCAAAUAUACUAUUUUGGCCAAGGAUAAAUUUGGUAGCCAUAUUAUAGAAAAAUGUUGGUUAGCAGCAGACAUCGAUAUGAAAGAAAAAAUUGCUGGUGAAUUAGUCAAGCAUGAACAUGAUUUAAGUAGCCACUAUAUUGGUAAAGGUAUCCUUUGGACAUGUAGAAUAGAUCAAUUCAAGAGAAAGAGAAAUGAUUGGAUAGAAAGAGAAAAGGGUGCUGAAAGAAAACGUGAGAUGUUUAAGGAUAUUCUCGGCGAAGAUGUUAGCAUGCCUCUCUUAAAGAAACACAAAAAGAACUAGAAUAUGUAUAUUUUUCGUUAUAUUUGCAUGAUUAAACUACAACAAUACAUUUAUAUAAACUCCCCAACUAUUUUUUUUCAGGGCAAUAAGACAUACAUAUAUACACACACAUAAUACUGCUAUUUCUA